This is a messenger RNA of Hippopotamus amphibius kiboko, 936 nucleotides long. Its product is annotated as olfactory receptor 7A10-like. The transcript has a single exon. Lineage: Eukaryota; Metazoa; Chordata; Mammalia; Artiodactyla; Hippopotamidae. Gene Ontology annotation, molecular function: olfactory receptor activity; G protein-coupled receptor activity. Gene Ontology annotation, cellular component: membrane. Bases 1 to 936 code for a protein of 311 amino acids. Gene Ontology annotation, biological process: G protein-coupled receptor signaling pathway. The record is from RefSeq and is a predicted model, not a curated record.
AUGGAACCAGAAAACCAAACACAAGUUUCAGAAUUUAUCCUCCUUGGAUUUUCAGAAGAAGAAGAGCUUCAACCUCUCCUCUUUGGACUGUUUUUGUCAAUGUACCUGAUCACUGUGUGUGGGAAUCUACUCAUUAUUCUGGCCAUUAUUUCAGACUCCCACCUCCAUACCCCCAUGUACUUCUUCCUUGCCAACUUGUCUUCCACAGACAUAUGUUUCACCUCCACUACAGUCCCAAAGAUGCUACUGAACAUCCAGAUGCAAAGCAAAACUAUUACUUAUGCAGGAUGCAUCACUCAGAUAUAUUUUUCCUUGCUUUUUGGAGAGUUGGACAACUUCCUCCUGACUGUGAUGGCCUAUGACAGAUUUGUAGCUGUCUGUCACCCCCUUAACUACACAGUCAUCAUGAACCCCUGGCUCUGUUGCCUUCUGCUUAUGGCAUCCUGGAUCAUGACUGUCCUGCAUUCAUUGUUACACAGCAUAAUGGUGUUACAGGUAUCCUUCUGUACAGAUUUGGAAAUCCCCCACAUUUUUUGUGAACUUAAUCAGGUGGUCCAACUUGCCUGUUCUGAUACCUUCCUCAAUGAUAUAGUGAUAUAUUUUGCAACUGGACUUAUAGGUGUUAUUCCAGUCACUGGAAUCCUUUUCUCUUACUUUAAGAUUGUAUCCUCCAUUUUGAAAAUUUCAUCAGCUGGGGGAAAGUGUAAAGCGUUUUCAACCUGUGGGUCUCACCUCUCAGUUGUUUCCCUGUUCUAUGGUGCAAGCAUUGGGGUGUACUUCAGUUCUGCUGCCCAAAACUCCAGGGCCAGUGCAGUAGCCUCAGUGACAUACACUGUGGUCACACCCAUGCUGAACCCCUUUAUCUACAGCCUGAGAAACAAAGAUGUGAAACAGGCCAUGAAAAAACUCUUCAGAAGAGAAACAUUCUCUACAUGA